This is a messenger RNA of Scedosporium apiospermum, 1362 nucleotides long. RefSeq names its product 26S protease regulatory subunit 4-like protein. Lineage: Eukaryota; Fungi; Ascomycota; Sordariomycetes; Microascales; Microascaceae. Bases 1 to 1362 code for a protein of 453 amino acids. The record is from RefSeq and is a predicted model, not a curated record. Gene Ontology annotation, biological process: proteasome-mediated ubiquitin-dependent protein catabolic process. Gene Ontology annotation, molecular function: proteasome-activating activity; ATP hydrolysis activity; ATP binding. Gene Ontology annotation, cellular component: proteasome regulatory particle, base subcomplex. The transcript has 4 exons.
AUGGGUCAAAGUCAGUCUGGAAUGGGAGGCGGAGAUGGAAAAGAUGAUAAGGAUAAGAAGAAGAAGCCGAAGUACGAGCCCCCUCCUCGCCCAACGACCCGCGUAGGCCGAAAGAAGAGAAAGGCUGGCGGCACCAGCGCCGCAGCCAAGCUCCCCGCCGUAUACCCCACGAGUCGAUGCAAGCUCCGACUAUUAAGAAUGCAGCGGAUUCACGACCACCUCCUUCUCGAAGAGGAGUACGUCGAGAACCAAGAGCGCCUCCGCAAGGCCAAGGCCGCCAAGGAAGGAGCAGGCUCCGACGCCGACGACAGGCUGGCCGACGAGCGCAGCCGCGUCGACGAUAUGCGAGGAAGCCCGAUGGGUGUCGGUACCCUGGAGGAGAUGAUUGACGAUGACCACGCGAUCGUUAGUAGCACCACCGGUCCCGAGUACUACGUCAGCAUUAUGAGCUUCGUCGACAAGGAUCUGCUCGAGCCCGGCGCCAGCGUACUGCUUCAUCAUAAGAGUGUCAGCAUCGUUGGUGUUCUGACGGAUGAUGCGGAUCCUUUGGUCAGCGUCAUGAAGCUCGAUAAGGCGCCCACGGAGUCGUACGCGGAUAUCGGUGGUUUGGAGACGCAGAUCCAGGAAGUCCGGGAAUCGGUUGAGUUGCCGCUUUUGCAUCCCGAGCUUUACGAGGAGAUGGGUAUCAAGCCUCCCAAGGGUGUCAUCCUCUAUGGCGCACCCGGUACAGGAAAGACGCUGCUCGCCAAGGCUGUCGCCAACCAGACUUCGGCUACCUUCCUGCGUAUAGUAGGAAGUGAGCUGAUUCAGAAGUAUCUCGGUGACGGUCCUCGACUUGUGCGACAGCUGUUCCAGGUUGCUGCGGAAAACGCCCCCUCGAUUGUAUUCAUCGACGAAAUCGAUGCCAUCGGAACCAAGCGCUACGAAUCAACAUCAGGAGGCGAGCGUGAAGUCCAGCGAACCAUGCUCGAGCUCCUCAAUCAACUCGACGGCUUCGACGACCGCGGCGACGUCAAAGUCAUCAUGGCGACCAACAAGAUCGAAACCCUCGACCCGGCCCUGAUCCGCCCCGGCCGAAUCGACCGCAAGAUCCUCUUCGAGAACCCCGACCAGAACACCAAGCGCAAGAUCUUCGCGCUGCACACCUCCAAGAUGAGCCUCAACGACGACGUCGACCUCGAGGAGUUCAUCGGCCAGAAGGAUGACCUUUCUGGCGCUGACAUCAAGGCCAUUUGCUCCGAGGCGGGUCUCAUGGCGCUGAGGGAGCGGAGGAUGCGUGUGCAGAUGGCGGAUUUCAGGGCUGCGAGGGAGAGGGUGUUGAGGACGAAGCAGGAGGGUGAGCCGGAGGGGUUGUAUUUGUAG